AUGGCCGCGCAGCUUCCGUUUAUUUAUUCGAUAGACAUAAUCAAACCCAACAGCAACGCGCCAAGGCUAGAGUUGCGUGAGGUACCCUCCGAUCUUAUUCCUCACCGAGCGCUGCUCUGCAAUCCGUGGCUGAGACAGGUUAAAGGGAUACCCAAGAAACAUCAGUUUGGUUUUUUCGGCGUAGGAUACGAUAAUAGUAGACCAGAAAAGGUUUACAAGAUGUUGGGCUAUUAUGUUGGUCGCCAGUACCAUGGAGCUGCGAUCUACGAGUCUGCGCCUCAGGCGUUGAAGUGUAUUGAUACACCUGACAAAGACUGGUCCUCAAGUGAAACAGCUAGACGAACAAACGUGUGCUUGAAUGGAAAUCUCUAUUGGGUUGAAAGUAAUCCGGAGUACUUCAUCCGAAGCUUUGAUUUCUCUACGGAGAACUUCAAGCCGUUUUGUCCCCUUCCGUGUCAGAAGAUCCAAGAUCUUGAUGAACGUUUUCUCCUCGCGGUUUAUAAGAGAGAUGGGUUUUCUUUGUUAAAGCACUGCGAUGCAACGGAGGAGGUUGAGGUUUGGGUAACAAAGAAUAAGAUCGAUAAAGAGGAAGUGGUGGUGUGGAUAAAACUCAUGACUUUGCCUACUACUAACUUUCCAAGGCUAAGUAAUGUGUUUUAUCGCGUUAGUUACUUCAUCUUUGACAAGACCCUAUUCAUGUGCAUGGACGAUUAUACAAGCGGAGCGCCUUCCAUCUACAUUGUGAGGGGAGAUAUGUGCAAGAAGAUUCAACAAGGAUUCCGAAUGUUUCCUCUAACUCGUGAUCUCACCAAGUCAUAUAUCAUGAAAACAGGAAAGUAA
Molecule: messenger RNA, 840 nt
Organism: Thlaspi arvense
Lineage: Eukaryota; Viridiplantae; Streptophyta; Magnoliopsida; Brassicales; Brassicaceae
Source: the annotation of a GenBank genome assembly